Molecule: messenger RNA, 1689 nt
Organism: Labrus mixtus (cuckoo wrasse)
Lineage: Eukaryota; Metazoa; Chordata; Actinopteri; Labriformes; Labridae
Product: flavin-containing monooxygenase 5-like
Molecular function (GO): flavin adenine dinucleotide binding; N,N-dimethylaniline monooxygenase activity; NADP binding
Source: RefSeq, a predicted model, not a curated record
AUGGCUCGUCGUGUGGCCGUGGUCGGAGGGGGGGGUUCAGGUCUGGCCUGCAUCAAGUGCUGUCUGGAUGAGGGGCUACAGCCCGUCUGCUUCGAGAGCAGCGAUGACAUCGGGGGUCUGUGGAGGUUCAAGGAGAAUCCAGAGGCGGACAGAGCCAGCAUCUACCACUCUGUCAUCAUCAACACCUCCAAGGAGAUGAUGUGUUUCAGUGACUUUCCCAUCCCCGCACACUUCCCCAACUACAUGCACAACUCCCUCAUCAUGGACUACUUCAGGAUGUACGCCGAUCACUUCCAGCUCACCAAACACAUCCGCUUCAACACCAAAGUGCUGCAGGUGAAGCAGAGGUCAGAUUUCUCUCAGUCUGGUCAGUGGGACGUCGAGACGGAGAACAAGGAGGGUAAAAAAGAGAAACACAUUUUUGAUGCAGUGAUGAUCUGUAUUGGACACCAUUGUCAACCCAACCUGCCCCUACACAACCUCCCAGGCAUCGGCACCUUUAAAGGACAGUUCUUCCACAGCAGGGACUACAAGACUCCGGAGCAGUGGAGGGACAAAAAGGUGGUGGUGAUCGGGAUAGGAAACUCUGGAGGAGACAUCGCAGUGGAGCUCAGCAAAGUCACCAAACAGCUGUGUCUGAGCACACGGAGGGGGGCCUGGAUCCAGAACCGAGUGUCAGACGGAGGAUUUCCUCGUGACGUCUUCAACACCAGAGUGCUGAAGUUCCAGCGUCAGACCCUCCCGUUUGGAUUCAUCUGCAAUGCCGCAGAGAGACGCCUCAACCACAGAUUUGAUCACAGUCUGUACAACCUGAAGCCAAAGCACAGGCUGCUCAGCCAACAUCCCACAGUGAACGACGAGCUUCCAAACCGCAUCCUGUCAGGUACUGUUCAGGUGAAACCAAACGUGCGCAGGUUUCAGGGCUCCAGUGUGGAGUUUGAUGAUGGGAGUGUGGUGGAGGACGUGGACCUGGUGGUGUUUGCCACAGGUUACAGGUUCUCCUUCCCGUUCCUGGCCUCUCAGGUGCUCUCAGUGUCUGACAACAAAGCAUCUCUCUACAAGUACGUGUUUCCUCAUGAGCUGCAGCGCCACACACUGGCCAUCAUCGGCCUGGUGCAGCCACUGGGAGCCAUCAUGCCAAUCUCUGAGAUGCAGGCCAGGUGGGCCACUCGAGUCUUUAAAGGCUGCAUCAAACUCCCAUCAGAAGCCACCAUGAUGAAAGACAUCCAGUCUAAGACGGAGGCCAUGACUAAAAGGUAUGUGAGCAGUCAGAGACACACCAUCCAGGUGGACUACAUCAGCUACAUGGAUGAGAUCGCAGAGCAGGUGGGGGUCCGACCAAGCAUCCUGAUGCUGCUGCUGACCGACCCCAGGAUGGGACUCAAUGUGUUGCUGGGUCCCUGCACGCCAUACCAGUAUCGUCUCCAAGGCCCUGGAAAGUGGGCGGGGGCCCGUCAGGCCAUCCUCACCCAGUGGGAGAGAGUGGCUCAGCCCAUGCAGACCCGGCCCUGCCCAGCAGCUGAACCCCACAGGUCGUUUCUGGGGCCCCUGAUGGUGUCAGCCGCCGCUGUGGGGGUGGCCUUCUACAUCAACAGGAACAAGCUUCCAACUUUCCUCCAAGAUCCCACUGAGCUGCUGGAGAGGAUCAAAGUCUUCAUGCCUGCUCUGUGAACAUUUCAUACUUUUAUU